Bombina bombina (fire-bellied toad) is the source of this 1065-nucleotide messenger RNA. RefSeq names its product melatonin receptor type 1B. Gene Ontology annotation, cellular component: membrane. Gene Ontology annotation, molecular function: melatonin receptor activity. The transcript has 2 exons. Lineage: Eukaryota; Metazoa; Chordata; Amphibia; Anura; Bombinatoridae. Bases 1 to 1065 code for a protein of 354 amino acids. The record is from RefSeq and is a predicted model, not a curated record. Gene Ontology annotation, biological process: G protein-coupled receptor signaling pathway.
AUGCUACACAAUGCGUCAUUCACAAGGAACUGCUGUGGCUUGGAGAGAGGAGAGUUAUUUGACUCCAGCUCUCCCCGCGCUGCCUGGUUAGUGAUGGUGCUGUCCAGCGUGCUGAUCUUCACCACUGUUGUGGAUAUCUUGGGAAGUCUUCUUGUUAUCAUCUCUGUCUUGAAAAAUAGAAAGCUGAGGAAUUCUGGGAAUGCUUUUGUUGUGAGCUUGGCUUUUGCAGACCUUGUCGUGGCCUUGUAUCCAUAUCCAUUAGUGCUUGUGGCUAUUUUCAAAAAUGGAUGGGAACUUGGUGAAAUUCAUUGCAAAGUAAGUGGUUUUGUCAUGGGCCUGAGUGUCAUCGGAUCAAUAUUUAACAUAACUGGGAUUGCUAUCAACAGAUAUUGUUACAUCUGCCACAGUUUUGUCUACGACAAACUUUUUAGCGCACGGAAUACAAUGCUCUAUGUAUGCCUCAUUUGGUUUCUCACUGUUUUGGCAAUAGUUCCAAACUUUUUUAUUGGUUCAUUAGAAUACGAUCACCGCAUCUAUUCAUGUACUUUUGUCCAAACUGCAAGCUCCUCCUAUACGAUUGCUGUGGUCAUCAUUCAUUUUAUAGUGCCAAUUGCUGUGGUAACUUUCUGCUAUCUUCGUAUAUGGAUUUUGGUGAUUCAAGUAAGAAGAAAGGUGAAAUCUGAAACCAAACCGAGAAUGAAACAAAGUGAUUUCAGAAAUUUUCUUACAAUGUUUGUCGUAUUCGUAAUAUUUGCCUUUUGCUGGGCUCCCUUGAACCUCAUUGGCUUAGCUGUUGCUAUAAACCCCUCAAAAGUAGCCAAUAAAAUUCCAGAAUGGCUAUUUGUCCUUAGCUACUUUAUGGCUUACUUCAACAGUUGCCUUAAUGCAGUUAUCUAUGGACUUCUUAAUCAGAAUUUUCGGAAGGAAUACAAAUUAAUUCUCAUGUCACUGUGGAUGCCACGACUUUUCUUUCAGGAGGUCUCUAAAGGAGGAACUGAGUGCCCAAAAAGUAAGCCUUCUCCUGCAAUAAAUAACAAUGACCAAAUGAAAACUGAUACCGUUUAA